Molecule: messenger RNA, 426 nt
Organism: Paramecium tetraurelia
Lineage: Eukaryota; Ciliophora; Oligohymenophorea; Peniculida; Parameciidae
Exons: 2
Source: RefSeq, a predicted model, not a curated record
AUGUUUAUCAAUAGUUCCAGACUCGACUAAACUUAAUACUCGCAAUUAAAUUAAACUAGAAUUAAAAUAGAGGAAAUCAAAUAAAAAGUUGAUUAUGCUAAGGAUGAGAAACUCAAAGAACAAGUCAAAAAGAUCUUGGAUGAGAAGCUAAAAGAAUAUGGACUAGUUAAAAAUAAGAUUAUCAUUACAGAGAUAACAAUCCCUGAUAAUUAUUUUCAAGAAAAAAAGAACGUUUAUAAUAAGGGUUGUCUUAACUAGUAAUUUUUAUUGAUAACCUAAGUUGGAAAGAAGAACCUGAGGGACUAUUAAACUUUGACGAAUUUCAACCUUAAAUUUGAUCGUAUUACAAUUUAAUUAUUCAUAAUAUUUAACAAUUACAUUCUUACUUUCAAUAUAAUUAAGGAUAUAGUAUAUUCAAUAGAUUGA